GGCAUCUGACAUAACUCCGGAGAGUCUAAUAUCUCCGCAGGUCAGGGAGCAGUCUAAACAUAUCUUUGGCCAGGGAGGCCGCCGCCGCUGCCAUUGAUCGGAGGAUUAGCCGGCUCCAGCUGCCGGGGAUUAGGGGUAAUUGCGGCAGAAUUAGUGACCCUGGGCAAUGUCCCAGUGACGAGCUCCAGGCGCUGAAUUUCACCCCAGUCUAUAUUUCUUCUUCUCCCUGAAUCCGGAUUAAGAUGGCCAUGACGGUGUGGCUCAUUCUCACUAGCCUGCUCUCCGUAUAUUUGGGGGGUUCAAAUGCCACGAAUUACCCAUCUCGGUACAGCCUGUACACCGGAGGAUCCCCCCAGGGCCAGGGGGUGACACAGCCUCAGAAUGGGCUCCGAGCCGCCAGCAGACACAGGAACUGGUGCGCGUACGCGGUGACCCGGACGGUCAGCUGUAUAGUAGAAGACGGCGCAGAGACGUACGUGAAGCCAGAGUAUCAGCCAUGUAUCUGGGGGCAGAUCCAGUGCCCACGAAAUCUGGUAUACCGCAGCUUUGUGAGGCCCCGUUACAAAGUUUCCUACAAGACGGUGUCAGACAUGGAGUGGAAGUGCUGCCAGGGCUACUCAGGGGAUGACUGCAUGGAAGGGCCGGCCGGAGGGGCUCAAAUCACCACUACCAGGCCGAGGCCUAAACCCGGAAGACCCGGCCUGUCAGGAUCCAGUGGGGGCAGCAACCUGAGCGGCACCGGCGGAGAAGGUCAAGAAGAAUCGGAAAAGGUAAAACAGCUGGAAGACAAGGUGCAGCAUUUGACCAAAGAGCUGCAAAACCUGCAAAGUACGAUGCAGGGCAUGAGCGAGAAGUUCCAGACUGAGAUCCAACUCGUCCUGAAUGGGAAACAACCUGCGGAUUCCGCCAACAACCAACCGGAAAUGAAGGAAACCCUCAAUGAGAUCCAGAGUCGAUUGAUAGAGCUCGAUAAUAGGAUCACUUUUCACGAUGAUCAACUGGGCAAAAUCAACAAUGCCAACGACAAGCAGACGAGCAGCUCAGACAACACAACGAGCCAAAAGAUUUCCGAAAUACGGGGAGAUAUUCUGAGAGAGGUGGAAAGGAGGAUGCAGCAGUCGUGUUCGGCCUGCCUUUCAGGAGUCGAAGGAUUCCGAAACGAGCAGAAUGAGGAAAGGGAUCGAAUCCGAGGGCUUGAAAAGCUGAUCAGCUCUGUAGACCAGAGGAACCGGGAGGCCGUGCAGAACAUCCAGGCCCACGUGGUCGAGUUGACAACGCGCAUGCCUAAGGACUGCUGCUCUGAACUAAAUGACCUUCGCAAGCGGGUGAGCGAGACAGAAAGGAAAGCAGAUACGCUCUCCGGAUCUGUUGUUGCCCUUACAGUUCGUCUGGAUGGCAAACUGGAUGACAGUGAUAAGGACACCAUCACCCAGAUAGAUCAAAAUCUCAACAGCCGUCUGGAACACAUUGAAGGUAGGAUGAACAUCACACAGAGGAGUCUAGAAGAUCACUAUUAUCAUUAUCGGGAUGGCAUUCAGGAUGAGAUCAACAAGCUAAAGAAUGAUUUGGAGGAUCGCAUCAAAGGCAAUGAGGAGAAGGUAAAUAUGCUCCUGACUGAGCUGGGAAACAGCUCUGGGAUUGAUGACUCAAUCUUUCACACAAUUGCCAGCUUUGGCCUGGAUGUUAACUCUUUAAAGAACCUGGUGGGUAAAAAUGAAGAGGUCCUUGGGACUGUUGUCCAGGACAUCGAGAGCCUCAAGAGACAGGUGACCAGCACGAUAAACAGUUGCACUGACCAAUGCACCACAAGCAGCUUGGAGAUGAAGGACACAUUCUCUGACCUGGACAGACGGGUGAAAUGGAACGAAGACAAGAUCCGCAUUAUCAGCUCAGACAUCAAUGGCCUUCGAUUAUCAGGGAACUCUUUGCAAAAUACCCUCGGAGGCCUUGAGGGUGAAUUAACAAACAUUAAGGUGCUGGUGGAGGCUAACGGGGAGUCUUUGACUAAGAUGUCUACUGACAUGGAUGACCUGGAAGGCAGGCUGGCUACCACCAUUCUCACAGGGGUGGACACAUACGAUUCCACAAGUAAAGACAUUCAACGUUACCAGAAUGAGACCAACAGGAAGAUGCUUGAUUUGGAAAACGGUAUAAGAUCACUCACUACCAUGAUACAGUUUGAUUACAAAAGCUGCGGGCAGGUUUGCUCCAAUUUACAGGAAGAGGUGGGCAAGUUAAAGGAGCAGGUAGAGGAAUGUAAGGGCAGCUGCCAACACGUUCAGAAAAAAGAGGAGGAGGGCAAGGAUCACAUUGGCUCUAGCAAACCACUGGAUGGCUUCAGUGUCUUUGGAGGGAGCUCCAACAUAGACUUGAAGUCUAUGCAAGGAGAGCUGUCCAACAUUAUUGUGACCUUCAGCUCCUUGAACGACACCAUCAAAGACCUUCAAGAGACUGUUGGAAAACACCAGACAGACAUCAUUGAGCUAGGAACCACCAAGGACAAAAUAAUCUCUGAGAUCAAUAAGAUCCAGGAAGAAGUGACAGAGCACAUCGAAGACAACUCGGAAAAGUUUGAAAAUGUAGAGAAGGAGAUCAGAAGAUUUGGUAGCACGGUCCUGGAGGAGACACAGGAUUGUAGACGUUCUGCUGGAGGGCUGGACGACAGAGUGUCUAAGCUUGAAAAUGUCUGCCUUAAACUGGACUCAGUGUCGGGGAGUCUGCACAAGAUCAAGGAGAAUUUGGGUAAACACGUGUCAGGCCUGUGGAACUGUGUCCAGGAGAUGAACAGCACGGUCAGGACGCACAGCGCGUGGUUUGAUAAGCUUCACAACAGCCAAUUGAACGGGAUAAACAAGAGACUGAACAGCCUGAACAGCUCCGUGUUGGUCCUGUCUUCUGAGUUCCAGAACUUCACCGUGCAGGACUUUAUGGGACCCCCAGGUCUUCCUGGCCCACCAGGUCCUAUAGGGAAACAAGGACCACCCGGCCCACAAGGUCCACCCGGCCCAGCGGGGAAAGAUGGAGCCACAGGAAAGCAGGGACCCGUUGGACCACCUGGGCUGCGAGGGGAACAAGGUCCUACAGGUGAGGCUUCCUUAGUGCCACAAAUCUCCUUCUCUGCUGCCCUCACCAUCCCCCAGGUGGACCCUGGUACCAUCACCUUUGACAAGGUUCUGGUGAAUGAUGGCAACGCUUAUGACCCAUCAAGUGGGAUAUUCACGGCUCCUGUGGAAGGACGUUAUUUUAUUAGCGCCAUCCUUACCGGCUACAAGGAUGAGAAGAUGGAAGCAGUGCUCUCCAAAUCCAAUUACGGCAUCGCCCGAGUAGAUUCUGCCGGCUAUCAGCCCGAGGGCCUGGAGAAAAAGCCUCUGGUGGAGAAUAAGACCAGCGCCGGGUCUCUGGGGGUGUUCAACCUUAUUCUGCAGCUGGAUGCCGGGGACACGGUCUGUAUCGACCUGGUGAUGGGACGACUGGCGCACUCGGAUGAGCCACUCACCAUAUUCAGCGGGAUUUUACUCUACGAAGGGGAGGUGGACAUAUAGCGGACCUCCUCUGGCCCCUUCAGAACCGUUUAUUGAAACAAUCUAUCUACUUCACCUGCUAAUGGAAAGGCGACUUAUGUUGAGGAUGAGUUUAUAAAGGAUUUUGUUCACUGCUUUACGGUGGGAUGGAGCCCAGAUGGAAAUGUGGUUCAUGUGAUUUUACUUUCAGGAGUCUCAACCAGCUGAGGUCACAAAACAAUGAUUAUUCUCUACGUGGAGAACUACUACCACUCAACAGAGCCACAUAUAUUUAUUAACAGGGGGGUUAUUAUUUUUUAUUACUAUGCCAAAAUACUUAAGCUGCGCCAACGUUUCAGGGAAACCCACGAUAUUUUGGGACUAAUGGUUGUCUUUCCAAAGGCUCAGUCUAAAGCUAUUUCUGUAUUAGAGCGCAGUACGGCGCACUUGGGAGCUGAGCAGCCGCGUGGCCUCAAAGUAACCCCUCUGGGGUGGACCGUGUCAAAUGAUAAAGGGGUACGGGAAGAUGGGGGGCAGAUGCUCUGUGGUACUGGGACGGAGAUUGAAAUGAUGAGAUAGAAGGAGAGGAAAUAUCCCCCGGUGAGGGUUGAGACCACCGUGGACAGAGCGGCCGGACUGCGGCACUAAAUCGCAGGGCAUGCUCACUGCAUGGAGUCCAUUUAAACACCGCAGGGAAAUCCUACAUAUUACUGUACAGAAUUCCUAAUAAACCUGUGUAAAGCCGC
Spea bombifrons (plains spadefoot toad) is the source of this 4246-nucleotide messenger RNA. RefSeq names its product elastin microfibril interfacer 1 (gene EMILIN1). The transcript is spliced from 8 exons. Gene Ontology annotation, molecular function: extracellular matrix constituent conferring elasticity; protein binding. The record is from RefSeq and is a predicted model, not a curated record. The coding region runs from base 243 to 3542 and encodes 1099 amino acids. Lineage: Eukaryota; Metazoa; Chordata; Amphibia; Anura; Pelobatidae.